AUGUCUACAACCUGCAGCCGAAUGCUGUACGUCUCCCGAGACCUACACGAGAUGAGAAGUAAAGACAAUCUGAAGGCUCUUCUUACGCGAGGCUCUGAUGAAAAUAAAAUAGAUGCCUUGUGGCAGAUAGUGAAAGAGACAGGAAUGGGAAUUAACCACGAAAGCCUCCUCUUGACUCUGACCAUGGUUAUCCCAAAUACAAAAGAUAAGAAGCUGAUUCUUCUUUUCUAUCUCUACCUGGAGAACAUCGACAUUGAGGACUCCGAAGGCAACAUAAGAGACGAGAUACUUAUGAUAUGCAACAUGAUAAGAGGGCACUUAAACCAUCCGAACGAGCACGUAAGAGCACGCGCCAUUAGGGCAGUUGGAAAGCUGAAGAGCGCAGCAAUCUUUGACGUGCUAAAGCAGCCCUUUGUUGAAAACAUCACAUACACCAACCCGUUUGUGCGAACUGCUGUGUAUGUUUCUCUGAGAGGUCUUUUGAAAAAUAAAGAGCUUUCUGGGAUAUUUGCCGAUGUGAUUCCUCUUCUGAAAGAACAAGUCCUAACAGAGAGAGACCCCAUAUGCUCGGCAGAGGGGUACAAGACCCUUGAAGAAGCUGAAGCGGAAAGCAUCCAUGAAAUAUACGAGAAGCUGAAAGAGUCCGCACACGACGGCCUGCAGGAGUGCUUCCUAAAGAGCGCAGAAAAGAUGAACGACGCAGAGCGCAUUAUGGAGAUAUACAAAAGAUCUUCGUCACGGGCGAUAGAGCUGGAAUCGGCAAUACUCCUCGUAAAAAUAGGAAAGAAAGAGCUCGUAAUCAAGGAAGCCGUUGAAAAGCUGCUGGAAAUAUCCAAUGAGUACCUCGAUGCAGAGACCAAGGGAAAGAUAGUGCGCGCAUGCCAGGGCGCACUGAAGCGCGGAGAGUUUGCAUUCGAAGGGAUGGGCCUAAAAAUAGCCCAUAUGAUCACGCCAGCAGUGGCAAAGGUAAACAUCCGCCUGGCGCGCAGCAUCUUCCAAUUCGUGAUGGAAAUACUUGCAAUUGUUGAAGCAAGAGAGCUCUACACCUUUUUGUUCUCGGGUAUAUCUGACACCUCCGUUAAAGAUCUCAGAGACAUUGUGGGCAGCCAAGAUAAGAUCUUUUUCCUGCAGGCUCUUAAGGAGCUUCUUAGCAAAUACAAGCUGUACACAGCUCCUCUGGUAGAUCUGGUGGUUUCUAUGCUCUCCAUAGAGAUUCCCGAGCUCGCCUUAGAAGCAGCUGAGUACUUAGACGCUUUUUUGGCUCUUAUUGGAAAUACGAGAGGCAAAACCGUGCUGCAAAUCAUCAGUAGACUGCCCUGCAUAAAAUACGGAAAGAUACUUAGAAGAGUCUUUGGCCUGCUCUCCAAGCACGCGGAUAAGGAAACAUCUAGGAAAGCAGUGCAGGAAAUAUUCAAAGCAUUUUCAUCGUCAGAGAGCGGGCUAAUUCCCAGCCUGAAAAGCAGCAAGCAAGAUGUCUCCAAGAUAUUCCCGGGAGUGCCCAUUGCCUCGUUUCUCCUGGAUAUGUGCAGACACUUAAAAGACUGCACAGAGGAAGAAAAAAAGGCUUUUUCCGUUGAGAUCAUGUCAACUGCUCUUAAGGCGUAUGCAGUGGGGUACAAGUCUCUUAACCUAGACGAAUCAUCGAAGGUUGCUCUCCUGCGGCUCUCCAACCUUCUGGGCAGUGGGAGCAUUGAAAAAGCCCUUGAACUUCAAAAGAGCCAGAAGAAAGCCCAGAAAGAAGUGCACAGCGAUAGCAGAUCGAACAGCUCUAGCGGAGUAGUACAGGACAUAUACGCAAGGCCUGUGUUCUCUCUGAUACGCGAGAAAUCCUCAAAAGACCAGAUAAGCCCGGUGCAGCAGUUUGCAAAGGAAAAACCGUCUUUGUCUCUGAACAAGCUUAAGAACGUGUUCCAACUGACAUCCGCAAUUGACCCUCUUUACUGCGAGUGCCAGAUAACAACCACGCGCACGGAGAUAUCUCUUGACAUUCUUUUGGUAAACCAAACAGACAUGCUUUUGGAAAAUAUUGAAUUUGACAUUGUAACAAGCCCAAAUAUUAAAAUGAUGAGUGUGCUGGCACUGGACAAGCUGCGGCCGCACAUGAUGUGCACCCUGGAAACAACGCUGAUAAUGGAAGAGUCCGAUACAGGGUACAUAGGAGGCGUUAUCACAGCAGGAAAAGUGGGAAGAGACAACUACUUCAUACAGAAUUUAUUGGAGAUUGUGUUCAAUAUGUCGGACAUGCUGCAGGCCAAGAAGAUAGCAAAGGAAGAGUUCAAAGAAAGAUGGCCCUCUCUCCUUUGGGAGAAUCUGUACACAAUUUCCCUCUCUGAUCCCGUGCUCACCCCGCAGAAGAUGAUUAAGUCGGUGGCUAAGGCAAUCAAUGGCACAGUCAUCGAUACGCGAGCAAAGGAGGGAGAGGUGAUAGCGUGCACAGACACUCCCUCCCCAGAGAUACUUGUGAAGAACAUUUACACAACAACUGCGCAGGGCACAGAGAUAUUCAUCAAUGCCACAGUUAUUCGAUCAGAGGAGGGGCUCACAGGCACCUUCAGAAUACGCGGUGAGAAGUGCAGGGUGGUGAAGUCUCUUUGCCAGCUCAUCUCAAAGAGAAUGAAGACUCUUUCAACAUAG
Messenger RNA from Nematocida minor, 2634 nucleotides. Its product is annotated as coatomer subunit beta. Gene Ontology annotation, cellular component: COPI vesicle coat; cytoplasm. NCBI's taxonomy places the organism in Eukaryota, Fungi, Microsporidia. Gene Ontology annotation, biological process: intra-Golgi vesicle-mediated transport; endoplasmic reticulum to Golgi vesicle-mediated transport; intracellular protein transport. The coding region runs from base 1 to 2634 and encodes 877 amino acids. Gene Ontology annotation, molecular function: structural molecule activity. The transcript has a single exon. The record is from RefSeq and is a predicted model, not a curated record.